Messenger RNA from Scatophagus argus, 1851 nucleotides. Its product is annotated as aquaporin-4-like. Gene Ontology annotation, biological process: transmembrane transport. The transcript has 5 exons. Gene Ontology annotation, cellular component: basolateral plasma membrane; plasma membrane. Gene Ontology annotation, molecular function: water channel activity. The coding region runs from base 118 to 1110 and encodes 330 amino acids. The record is from RefSeq and is a predicted model, not a curated record. Lineage: Eukaryota; Metazoa; Chordata; Actinopteri; Scatophagidae.
UCCCAUGCAGGUCAGGCCGGGACAAACCAGACCCUAACCUUAAACAAACAAGCGCACACACGCACAAAGCGUCGGCUCGCUAUAAAAGACGCACACAUCCAGCAGGCUGCUGGAGUCAUGACGGAGAGCGGCGGGACUCUGCAGCGCCUGAGGAGUUGUUGCUUUGCUUGCCGGACACCACACUUACAGCUCUGGCCUCCAUCUUGCUGCACCAGAGACAAAGCCAUGACAGCCUUCAAGGGCAUCUGGACUCAGGAGUUCUGGCGCUGUGUAGGGGCAGAGUUCUUCUCCAUGCUGCUUUUUGUCCUGAUCAGCCUUGGCUCAACCAUCAACUGGGGGGCUAUUGAAGAGGAUCCCCGCCCCCCUGACCUGGUGCUCAUCUCACUCUGCUUUGGCCUGACCAUUGGCACCAUGGUGCAGUGCUUUGGCCACAUCAGUGGUGCUCAUAUCAAUCCGGCAGUCACAGCAGCCAUGGUGGUGACCAGGAAGCUCAGUCUGGCUAAAGCUGUCUUCUACCUGCUAGCCCAGUGUGUAGGAGCCAUAGUGGGAGCUGCCAUUCUGUUCGGGAUCACCCCAGCCUCUGUUAGGGGUGACAUGGGGGUCACCAUGGUAAACACGAACAUCUCAGUGGGAAACGCUCUGGUUGUGGAACUCUUCAUCACCUUUCAGCUGGUCUUCACUGUGUUUGCCACUUGUGACCACAAACGUAAUGACCUGAAGGGUUCAUCUGCUUUGGCAAUUGGCCUGUCUGUGUGUGUUGGUCACCUGUUUGCUAUUCCCUACACUGGAGCCAGUAUGAACCCUGCUCGAUCCUUCGGCCCAGCCGUGGUCACGUGGAGAUGGGAAAACCACUGGGUGUACUGGGUGGGUCCAUCUAUUGGAGGAACUCUGGCUGCAGCCUUGUAUGAGUAUCUGUUCUGUCCAGACCCAGAGCUGAAGAAACGUUACUCGAAUGUCUUCAUCAAGACUCCCUUCACUGCUGCUAAACACCGGCAAGACUCAGUUACAGCCCAGGAGCCUUUCUUCACUGUUAUGGAUGUGGAGAGAGCUGAGAGGAAGGAAAGAGAGAGGGAGAGAGAGGUAUCGGAGGAGGUGUUGUCCUCUGUAUGACUAGAGAGGAGACACAGCACCGAUGACCGGACUGUCCAACCUGAAGGACACUGACCUCCUGUAGACUGGCACGCAAGGGCAAAUUACAGAAAGGAGAAGGAGAAGCAAACUUCUUGAAUAAGCAAACACAUUAAGGAGACUAUUUACUAAGAUGGUGCCCUUCUUUUGGUGCCAAAUAGUAAGACUGAGUUUGUCCACGUAAACUGAAAGACUGUAAAAUAGAAGGAAAAAAGUGGCAAUGCUAAAAACUGCGUGUGUGCUUGUGCAGUAUCUAUUUUAAGGGUGUUCAAAUUUAGAAUAUAUAAUGGAAAUAUGUGAAUAUCACUACUGCACCGACAGUAUAUUUAUCACUGACCAUAGAACAUAUUCACUGGCAGCCGUUUUCCUUUGAUAUCACACUCAGGGUGGGAAGGUGGAAUGCUGGGAUAUUGUCAUACUGCUGUGUUCCAGGUUAAGAAUCUGAUAAAUUGUUACUGUUUCACCACUUUUCAAUUGAUUGAGAACUGAAAAGACAAUGAUAAGUGACAAUCUGAAGGGAGAUCAGGCCAUAUUUCAAAGUGAAACCAAAUAUUUUGUAACCCAUUUGCUACCGUCAAUGGGACCAUUCAGCCGCAUCCUAGUUAACGUGACCGUUUGAUGGUGUAAUACGCUAUGAAUUAAUUCUGAGGUAUCGCAGCACAGAUUCAUAUGAGCCUGGAUAUAAUCAAGCUUGCAAUAUAACAUAAUAUAACAAAGCAGGCA